Messenger RNA from Perkinsus marinus ATCC 50983, 1035 nucleotides. RefSeq names its product Aldose 1-epimerase, putative. Gene Ontology annotation, molecular function: carbohydrate binding; aldose 1-epimerase activity. Lineage: Eukaryota; Perkinsozoa; Perkinsida; Perkinsidae. Bases 1 to 1035 code for a protein of 344 amino acids. Gene Ontology annotation, biological process: glucose metabolic process; beta-D-galactose catabolic process via UDP-galactose, Leloir pathway. The record is from RefSeq and is a predicted model, not a curated record. The transcript is spliced from 4 exons.
AUGGAGUGCUAUUCCGUUGACUGCAAUUCAGUUGUAGAUUUGGAAAAUAGUCAAAUUGUUACGCUUUCUAACGACAAGAUCAGAGUGACCAUUGCAGAGUACGGACUCUACAUUCUCAGUCUCGAGACUCCUGAUCGUGAUGGGAAGUUUUCUGCGGUCAAUCUUAACUACGACCAUGAUUGGACGAAGUACCUUCACGACACUCUCUACCUGUGCUGUGGUGUAGGAAGGUAUGCUAAUAGGAUUCUGAAUGGCCGUAUGACAGUUGAUGGUAAGGAGUAUCAGUUGACCGUCAAUGACGGGGACCAUUGUCUCCAUGGUGGUAUCGAUGGUUUCAACAAAAAGGUUUGGAAGCACACGGAUUCUUACCGUGAUGAAAAAUCGGCUUCCGCGACCUUCGCGAUGCGUUCCGAGGAUGGCGACCAAGGUUUCCCCGGCAAUUUGGAUGUCACUGUUGUUUUCACAAUCACCGGUAGCAAGUUGACGAUGGAGUACUAUGCCACUACUGAUGCUACUACUGUUAUCAAUCUGACACAUCAUACUUACUUCAACCUCAACAACGACCAUUCACAGACUAUACGCGACCACGAGUUGUGUCUACCAAAUGGUCACGAAUUCGUGAAGGUUGAGAACAAUGGUAUCCCCAUUGCUGGUGCUCCAUCUGAUGUUAAGGGUACCGCUUUCGAUUUCACCUCUCCGAGGAUUAUUGGUGAUGCUCUUUCCGAGAAAGACCAGCAGUUGACUGAGAUGGAUGGAAUUGAUCACAACAUCGUCAUUUCUGGCGAGGCUAAGGAGAUGAGGACGGUUGGCAGUUUAUACUGUGCCGCCACUGGUCGUCGUGUGGAUAUUACCUCUAACGAGCCUGGUAUUCAACUGUACACUGGAAACCAUCUGCCCAUGGAGAACAAUGGUGUUGCCAUCGAGACGCAGCACUAUCCCAACUCGCCCAACCGUCCUGAUUUCCCGUCGACUCUUCUCAGACCAGAUGAGAAAUAUUACUCCAAGACAGUAUAUGAUUUCAGUGUGGUUGCGUGA